UCGAUCUGUGAGUGAAGCAGAAAUGCUAGGUACUUCCCGGGGCAUGGAGGUGCCCUGCCACUGCUGCAAAUCGAGCUGGAACCUCUGAUAUGAAGGGUGAGAGGCUGUUCUCUGAAAGUUCGCACCUUAUGCGCUGGCGCUGCACGUUUUCAACUCCAAAUUUCACACCUGCCAAACAAUUCGUGACAUCACACCGACCAAGAGCCUUCUCUCUGCACCUCACAGAUGUCGCAACUGAGCAUGUCAUGCCCGACUGGCGGGACUUUCUACGCUUGCAACAGUGGGACUCGGUUUGUGGGAUGCUGUGCCAGUAACCCGUGUGGCUCAAACGGCUGUCCGGCAGGCAACUUGAAGCCUGCCAGCUUUCCUGCAGCUCAAUAUGGCUCCAUGACGGAUCAACAGUGUGAAGCAGGCGAAUUCUAUACCUGCGCCGCGACCAGUCCUCCGUUCUGGGGAUGUUGCAAGACCAAUCCGUGCAACGCUGGAUCAUGCGGUUCGACCUUCUUGAGUGCUGCAUUUCUGUCGAACAAUCCAGCGAGCGCAGCGCCUUAUCUGGCACUCUAUGGUAAUACGAACGCGGGAGGCGUCGCUUCUUCCGCAAGCUCCUCGAGUGCUUCUACUUCAGAUGCUCCGACUUCGAGUGCGAGUUCGAAUUCGAAUGGCUCUGCCGGUCCCAGCUCGAACAAUGCCGGUGCCAUUGCUGGCGGUAUCGUCGGAGGUCUUGCAGUUCUCGCCAUCCUCAUACUCGGGAUCAUAAUCCUUCUGCGACGGCGGAAACAGAAUACUAGCCACGAGAACGAGAACCUGGUUACCAAUCCCAGGACUUCGGAUCAAGAUCUUCGACCAUAUAAAGACAAUUCUCCCAACCUCAACAAAUCUGCACCGCAUGCUCACCAAUACUAUCCAUAUACACCGUAUGGAGCAAAUUAUCCAUCCCCAUCACCACCUCCGAUGUAUGGUUUCUCGCAAGCGCCGCCGCAGCCGCCAGCGAACAUCGCUUACGAAUUGGCUGACCGAGAGGUCUCGGAACUGCACGGGGAAACGUACAGAGGGAAACCAUCAAGAUCGAUUUGAUAUCGUUCGAAUGCACAUCGGCGUCGUAAUAUCCUUCUCUCAAUCUCUCUCCCCCUCCAACAAUCGCUUGGCGCCACGUCCCAUAACAAACAUCAAACGUGCAUCAAGUGCUUCAACUUGCUUGAA
Messenger RNA from Dissoconium aciculare CBS 342.82, 1200 nucleotides. RefSeq lists its product as uncharacterized. Lineage: Eukaryota; Fungi; Ascomycota; Dothideomycetes; Mycosphaerellales; Dissoconiaceae. The coding region runs from base 226 to 1074 and encodes 282 amino acids. The record is from RefSeq and is a predicted model, not a curated record. The transcript is spliced from 3 exons.